CGCGCUCUAGGCUCUUCGGCCUCCGUCCGCCGGACUCCAGGGGCGGGGGUGCUCAGCGGCUGACCAGCCUCCAUCAGCUGCGCUCUCCCUUGUGCCGGCCGUUGGCUCGCUAUGCCUCCGCCGCGGGGUGACGUGACCGCCUUGUUCCUGGGGCCGCCGGGCUCGGGAAAGUCUGCGCUGAUCGCAGCGCUGUGCGACAAAGCUGUGGAGAUGGUAGAAAUCCCCGACGGACGGCCGGACUCCGGGAUCCCCAGCCUGCGAGCUGCGGGCCCAGGCCUCUUCCUGGGCGAGCUGAGCUGCCCACCCGCAGCGCCGGGACCCUGGGCGGCCGAGGCCAACGUGCUGGUACUGGUGCUGCCAGGCCCCGAGGGGAACGGGGAGCCCUUGGCCCCUGCGCUGGCGGAGGCAGCGCGGGCCGCCCUGGCCCGAGGGACCCCGCUGCUGGCUGUGCGGAACCUCCGUCCUGGGGAUUCACGGAAUGAAGGCCAGGCCCGGGAUCAGACAGCGGCCCUGCUGGACAGCGCGGGGUUGGGGGCCGCGGCUCUCUUCGUGCUGCCGGCGGACUGCGGCAGCAGAGACGGCUGCGAGGAGCUGGAGCGCCUGCGCGCGGCGCUGCGGAGCCAGGCGGAGGCGCUGCAGAGGUUCCUGCCACCGGCUCAGGAUGGCUUCGAGGUACUGGGCGCAGCAGAGCUGGAGGCUGUGCGUGAGGCCUUCGAGACCGGUGGCCUGGAGGCGGUGCUGUCGUGGGUUCGCGCGGGCCUGGAGCGGCUGGGCAGCGCACGGCUGGACCUGGCCGUGGCCGGCACGGCUGACGUGGGCCUCGUGCUGAACAUGCUACUCGGGUUGGAUGCUGGUGACCCAGGUGCGGUGCCUGCUUCGGCGCCCGCGGGGACCACGCCUUACCCGGCCCCAGAGCGCCCCAAUGUGGUGUUCUGGACCGUGCCUCUGGGCUCCGCGGGCACUGCGGCCGCCCCCCACCCAACCCACUACGACGCCCUCAUCCUUGUCACCCCUGAGGCCCCCACUGAGAAAGACUGGGCUCAGGUCCGGCCCUUGGUGCUACCAGAUGCGCCGCUAGUCUGCGUGCGAACAGAUGGUAAGGGCGAAGAUCCAGAGUCUCUGGAAGAGGAAGAAAAAGUAGAGAAGCCCAGUUGCGAGAGCUUAGAGAACGCAGGCGGAGAGGGGUUGGAGAAUGCAACUAGUGAGGGAAGGGAGAAACAUGGCACUGGAUCGCAGAAAGCAGGCCAUGGGGAAGGUUUAGAGAAAGGAGGCCAUGAGAGUUUGCAGCAGGUUGGCGUCGUCGCGAAGAAAUCGGGCAGCGGGGACUCAGAGCGGGCGGCCUCAUUGAGCCCGGAGGACGAGACGUGGGAGGUGCUCGAGGAAGCGCCGCCGUCCGUGUUCCCCCUGCGGCCGGGCGGACUCCCCGGGCUCUGCGAGUGGCUGCGGCGCGCGCUCCCCCCGGCGCAGGCGGGGGCGCUGCUCCUGGCGCUGCCGCCCGCGUCUCCUCGCGCGGCCCGAACGAAGGCAGCGGCGCUGCGGGCCGGGGCGUGGCGGCCGGCUCUGCUGGCUAGCCUGGCGGCGGCGGCGGCCCCAAUACCAGGGCUGGGCUGGGCGUGCGACGUGGCGCUGCUGCGGGGUCAGCUGGCGGAGUGGCGGCGGGCGCUGGGGCUCGAACCGGCGGCGCUGGCACGACGCGAGCGCGCGCUGGGCCUGGCGCCUGGGGAGCUGGCAGCGCGGACGCGCUUCCCCGGCCCGGUGACGCGCGCCGAAGUGGAGGCGAGGCUGGGCGCCUGGGCGGGCGAGGGCACCGCCGGGGGCGCGGCGCUGGGUGCGCUCUCCUUCCUGUGGCCUGCGGGCGGCGCGGCGGCCACCGGCGGCCUGGGCUACCGCGCGGCGCACGGCGUCCUGCUGCAGGCGCUCGACGAGAUGCUGGCCGACGCCGAGGCGGUGCUGGCACCCCACGCGCCCGCGCAGUGAGGGCUGGGGCGAAGGCGGGGCUCCCGGGGUGCCCGGCCUCCCGGCUGCUUGGCUCCCCCAGGGCCCGGGGGGCUCCAAGUCCCCGUUACAAGGAAGGGGUUUGGGGGUCCAGACUCUGGCAUGGGGUGUCUGGGCCUCGGA
Molecule: messenger RNA, 2118 nt
Organism: Diceros bicornis minor
Lineage: Eukaryota; Metazoa; Chordata; Mammalia; Perissodactyla; Rhinocerotidae
Gene: IRGQ
Product: immunity related GTPase Q
Exons: 3
Coding region: 112-1977 (621 amino acids)
Molecular function (GO): GTP binding
Source: RefSeq, a predicted model, not a curated record